Molecule: messenger RNA, 1167 nt
Organism: Paramecium tetraurelia
Lineage: Eukaryota; Ciliophora; Oligohymenophorea; Peniculida; Parameciidae
Exons: 3
Source: RefSeq, a predicted model, not a curated record
AUGAAUUACCCUUUUAAUCCGUCCCCCUCCUAUUCAUUCAGUGUUGCUAAGAAAAUUCAAUCCCACUUUUUGUUGCCUUAAAUUAGCAUGGGACCAGGCCAAUAUCACCUAAAGACUGAGAAAAAGGGAGGGACCUUGAAUUUUGGAUCAUACAGCUAGCGCAAAAUGAUAUUGGCUUAGGAUGCCUUAACGCCAGGACCACUUCAUUAUACAAUUAACACUUAUAGAAGUUAAGGUGUUUCAUUUGCGAAUUCAAUUAAGCCUAUAAAUAAGCCAUCUCUAAGUCCUGGGCCAGGGCAAUAUCUACCAAUGGACGAACCUCAUAGUAGACUUGGAGGAUCUAUUUCAAGGACUUCCAGAAAGGAAACCUUUGAUAAUUAAAUCCCAGGAGCUGGUCAAUAUCCUAUUAAAUCAACUUUGAAUACUCUAGGCUUUAAAUUUAAAUAAUUACAUAAAAGAGCCAGAACGGAUCAAAUGAGUCCUGGUCCUGGGUCUUAUUCAAUUUCACAGGAUUCUUUGAAUCACGGCGUCAAAAUGCAUAAUUCAACAAGAACUUGGUCUUAUAUUUUAAAAACCGAGACUCCAGGUCCUGGAACCUACUAAAAAGAAAGUUUCAUUUAAAAUAGGUCCUCCUCUAAACAUUCAAAAGUUUCAUCAAAGGAGCAAUCGAAAAUCUUGAAAAAAUGCUUUUCUUAACAUGAACCAAAGUAAUCUAAUAGGAUAGGAAAAAUCAGUUCUUCCAAAGGCAAUAUUGAUUCUCAUGGAAAUUUGACUACAAGAUCGAAAUUCAAGUCUAAUCACUUAAGCCAAUAAUAAAAUAUCAGUGAUUCAUAUAACAGAAUGAGGGAAUAUGGUAAAUUAAAAGUAACUUUUACAAAAUAAGUAAGAAAAGAGGAGUUCCUAGAUGAAUUUUCAACUCCAAUUGCUAGAAAAGUCAGCAGAUCUCCAGGUCCGGCUAUGUAUGCUGAUACUAAGUUCAAACCGAAUUCAAAAUUGGGGUUUAUGCCAACCUCAAGAAAAGGAGAGACAUUCAAACCAAAAGAAGGACCUGGAGUAGGAGAAUAUUCUAAAAUAAUUCCUUUUGGUAAGAUAUACAGUAAGCAUAUAACUCCGAAGAGAUAAUUUUUUAAAUUCAAAGAUCUAAAUUAAUAUGAUUUUGACUAAUGA